CAUGAAUCAUCACCCGUUGAUGAACUUAUUGGGUACGCAGCGUCCGGCGUGUGCACUCGAAUACAAAUCCCUCUGCCCGUCACUCCACCCUCUUCCUAACUAGCUAACCUCCGCCCUCUUCCUUCACCGCACUUGCCUUGCUGCGGCCUCGCCUGCGGCCGCAUUGCGGCGUGUGUAUGCACCCACUGAUUGAUAGCUAUGUCUGCGCUGACGAGGUGAAAAAAGCGACUCAUCCGUGCGUGAAUCAAAACCUGCGCUCACGCCACCGUGCCCCAGCACAACCACAACCACCAACCACAACCGCAACCACCACAACUACCACAACUACGAUCGCCACGUAAGUAAGUCACUCCCCAUUUGCAGUGCACCACCACGAGAGGAAAAAGACGACGGGAACAAGAAGACAUACAUAUAUAUACAUAAACCGACAGACACGCCCCGACCGACGAUGUGUGUAUAAAAGAGCUAGCUACGUGGGCCGGAUAUGCAUCAGCUCCGCCCAUAAAGUUCGUCCGCCACACCCAGCAGGUGUUGUGCAGGCGUCAAAACCGCCCCUUGGCGAGCGAGCCAGCCAGCCAGAGUCCAUCGACAGCGUCGCCCCACGCUGAACACCUGCAUAAACGAAUCGGGCCUGCCUCGCCCGCGCUCCAUGAACGGCCUCGCCCCCGGCCCACUUGAAAGACACGCAUACGCUCUCACACGACUCAGGCAGGCACGCGCACACACGCGUGCACGCAUACACACAAACAUGCACACAUGGAUGGAUGGAUCUGGAUGUGCCAAUCCAUCAGUGGUCGUGGCCUUCGUGACCGUGACCCUCGUGACCCCCAUGCGCAUGCGUCAUACCCUCCAACACACCAAUCGCCGCCAUGAUACCUGCAGACAGACAGACAGACAGAAAGGAACGCGCAUGCACCUCUCCUCUCUCUCUCUCUCUCUCUCUGCUGAGAUCGCGUGGCUCACUCACUGACCGAGUGCGACGGCCAUCAUCAAGGCAGUGACCAGGCUCACCGGGAACCACCCCAGCACCGGCGGCUGCCCGUCAGGUCCCUUGUGGGUCAUCUCCACGAAGAGCUUGAGUGCGAUGGGCGUCAGCAGCAGCAGUGCGAUGGCCAGCCACGCACCGGUUGUGAACGCCAGGCAGUAGCGCGCGAAUUCCUCGACCACUUCGUCAAGCAGGGUGGAGAUACCGAGGCCGAUUGCGAUGCCGACGAAGGAUGUGAGGGAGGAAACGAUGUUGAUGCCGAUGACCAGGCAGUUGGUGAGGCCGCUCAGACGCAGCACGGCGUAGUCACUCAGCUCCUGCACGCUCGCAUACAUCCAUGAGUCGUAGAGCUGGUCCGCACCUGUGCGAUGGACGGACGUGUCGCGUGGACGUAACGUACCUGCGGGAUCUCGUGAGCCAGAAUGGCGAUGGAAGUCACCAGGCCGACAAACCAGCCCACGUACCAGGCGACACCUAGAUAAGAUGUAAGUCAAUGACACACACAGAUCCAUCGUGCCUCCAUCCUCCAUCCUCCAUCCCUCCCUCCCUCCCUCCCAGCCUCCCCGACUGACCGAUAGAGAGGCCAUCGACAAAAUUGCAGACCAGGUCGCCGGCCAAGGCCGCCCACCCAAACGACUCCACCGACCGCCAGUCAAACUUCUCCUUCUCACCUUGCUCUACUAUUUUCCCCUCCUCCAUCUUUCCCUCCUUUGAGGGCGUGGUGUCGGCAUCGUCAGCAACCGUGGCGGACGUGCGCGCUGCAGGGAUGGCCAUCCCUGGGUGAUGCGUAUGCUUGUGGCCGCGGUGGAGGCUAUUCAUCAGCUGGGAGAAGAGCACACACGCAAGGCUGCCGGCGAAGGCCGUAAUGCCCAGCUUGGCGACGGUGUCGUGCGAGGCGCCCUCGAUGGCAUGGGGGUAUAUGUGCAUCAUGGAAUCGCUCUGGGAGACACGCCCAGCGCACACACGGAGACCACACAUGUACGUGCACUUUGCACCAAAGCUGCGUUCUUGCGUGUGUGUAAUGUGCGUGUGGGUGACUGACCACCAUGACAGAGAUGGAGAGGAUAACAAGGGCGUACUGGAGAAUCUUGCCGGCCACGCCCUUGCCCAGGCACUGCAGGAGGCACAUGCCUAUCAGGCUGUUGACCGUCAGGAUAAUGCCUGCAAACCAACACACAUGCAGGUGCCUUGAGAUCACCACCCACACCCGAUACUUGAGACAGAUCUCCCUCGCCCCACUGUACCUGCGAUGAUACCGGCCAGCCAUCUAUAUUCGAUAGGGAAAGUCUCCCACUCAGCUGCCAGCUCAGCGUCCGCCUCCGCUUGGGAGACACCGGCCAUUCCGCUCUCUGCCGAGUGAUCAUGGUCAUGGUGGUCGUCAUGGUGGUCAUGGUCGUCGUGCGGAUCGGAGACACCAGCCCCUCCUCCCGCCUCUGAGUGCGCCGCGUGAUCAUGAUCAUCGUGGUCAGCGUGGUCAGCGUGAUCAUGCCCGCUGUGGUCAUCCUCCCCUGUGACACUCACUGUCGGAAAGGAGAAAACCUCCGAGGAGGCAUCUUCUUGUGCCGAGAGCUGCCAGGGCAAAAAGACGACCGCAACGAGAGAUACGACGAGCAGCGUGCGGGAUGCCAUGAUUGUGAAGGGGGACGGGAUCUGCUGGAGAGAGGAAGAUCCUGAGAGAGGAUCCUUUGG
Molecule: messenger RNA, 2674 nt
Organism: Vitrella brassicaformis
Lineage: Eukaryota; Vitrellaceae
Source: the annotation of a GenBank genome assembly